AAGAAGGAAAGGAGGAAGAAAGUAACAGUAUACUUAUUAAAAGGAGAUGAAAAAUUAAAUAUGUAUCUUAAAAAGGAUAUAUUAAAAAUAUUAGGUGAUAGUGGUUACUACUCGGAGGAGUGGAAGAUGACAGAUGACAAAUAUGAAUAUAAAG
This is a messenger RNA of Dentiscutata erythropus, 154 nucleotides long. NCBI's taxonomy places the organism in Eukaryota, Fungi, Glomeromycota, Glomeromycetes, Diversisporales, Gigasporaceae. The record is from the annotation of a GenBank genome assembly.